This is a messenger RNA of Etheostoma cragini (Arkansas darter), 1152 nucleotides long. RefSeq lists its product as uncharacterized. Gene Ontology annotation, molecular function: MHC class II protein binding; protein tyrosine kinase binding. The transcript is spliced from 3 exons. Gene Ontology annotation, cellular component: external side of plasma membrane; membrane raft. The record is from RefSeq and is a predicted model, not a curated record. Gene Ontology annotation, biological process: T cell activation; positive regulation of ERK1 and ERK2 cascade; interleukin-15-mediated signaling pathway. NCBI's taxonomy places the organism in Eukaryota, Metazoa, Chordata, Actinopteri, Perciformes, Percidae. The coding region runs from base 1 to 864 and encodes 287 amino acids.
AUGACGGGCGGAGAAAACCUGAUGAGGGUCCUGCUGCUCGCCAGUCUCCUGCUCCCAGGUGUGAGGUGCGUGAAGGAGGCGGUGUUUGCGUACAGCAGACUGGGAGGCGUGGCUCUGCUGCCGUGCGUCCACCAGGUGUCCUCAGACUGCUCCCAGAUCAGCUGGACCUUCUACAAGGGCGGCCAGGUGCGCUACACCGAGGAGGUCCGGGGGGGGCAGGUGAGUCCGGACUCGGACAGGGCCGGCCGCAUGUCCGUGGAACCCAACUGCUCGCUCAGCCUCCGCGGCCUCGUCGUGGAGGACGCCGGCUCCUACGUCUGCGUGACGCACGGAAAACCCAUCGCUGACGUUUACCUGUCCCUCCUCACCGUCACCUCCGUCUCCUCCGUCACCGACCUGCAGCCCGGAGGAAACCUCACCCUGAGCUGCGUCCUCUUCACCUACUACGACAUCGGGAGCUGCAAGUCCUACUCCAGCGCGUUCAACCUCAGCUGGGUGGAUGAGGACGGUGCCAUGCUGCCCAAAGACACCAGGUACGAGCAGACCAUCGUCACUCGCUGCAACAUCACGCUGGCCGUUAAACUCCGCAGGGAGGACCACAACAGGAAGUGGAGGUGUCAGGUGCACGCCGGAGGAAACCGCAGGGCGGAGUUUCUGGACUUCACCUCCACCUUUUUGUUCCAAGAUCCUCCCACCGCCCAGAAUCUGGUUCCUUCACCCGGCGUAGAUUGUCCAGUGGAGCUGCCCGUGAGCCGCAUCCUGGUCUGUGUGGCUCUGCCCGUCAUGGUGCUCAUAGUGGGCUUCUUCACGUGGAGAGCAGACCACAAGAGGGCCAAAACAUCCGCAGCUUGCAUCGAGCUCUAGCAAAUCAACUGAUUGUUGAUGACUGUUUCUUUUCUUGUGUGUUUUGUCGUCUUUUUGUUCUUUAAAUACAAGCAAGUCUAUUCAAAAGUGACAUAUUCAUGUCUCUGUGAUACUGCAACACCUGAAUUCACUCUGUGGGGGAUCAACGAAGGUUUAUGCUAUUUUAUAUUUUAAGGAUUUUAAGGAUAGGUUCCCAUGGUUUUACUAUCUUGAAUAAAACAACACUGUCAUGCCCAUUUUAACAAUAAAGAGGUUAUUAUUGCUGUAAAUGUCCUUGCUGUAAUAACU